Aspergillus niger is the source of this 966-nucleotide messenger RNA. RefSeq lists its product as hypothetical. Lineage: Eukaryota; Fungi; Ascomycota; Eurotiomycetes; Eurotiales; Aspergillaceae. Bases 1 to 966 code for a protein of 321 amino acids. The transcript is spliced from 6 exons. The record is from RefSeq and is a predicted model, not a curated record.
AUGCCCCCGAAAUGCCCAACUUGGGAUCCAAUCACGAGCGGUCAGAAGCUUACAGAGGGGAGCAAAUUAUUAUGGAAAGUCGACCAGCUGUUCCAACCGUGGAGAACGACUAGACUAGGCCGGCAGUUGCCAAAGGGGAUAGGCUCGGAGGGUGCUAUCGCAAGGCCGCCACCCACUCUGACACAUACUCAGACGACCCAUGAUGUUAUUUUUUUCGGUGAAGCUAAUAUCGAGGGGUACGAAAACUCAAGAUGGCCGCCAGGUCAUCGUGGGGAAAGACUGGUGGACGGUGCUGUAGGUGGCCCUGUCGCGGCGGACGGGGCGCCUAUCAGAAAACGGGGAUUGGCAGUGGUGGAGACGGCAGCUACCAAACGAAAAACAGACGCUGAAACCGCGACAGGAUUGGACAUCAGACAAACGCCUUGGGAAGGUCGCCAAUCACGAGGGAACAACGAAUCGCAUACGGGCAUGUCAGCAAGCAGCCGUGUUGAGGAAAGUAGUAGGGAGAGGAGAGGAGGGGGAGCCACUGAGGGGCAAAUCUGCUUGACCGAUGGGGGGGUUUUGUUCCUGCUUCGGGCACAUUUGCUGCUGUUAGUCGCCGGCCGGUGCGAUCUGACCGCCAGAUGUUCCUCCAGUCCGGCGAUGCUGCGGCGUGGAUCAUUCCCUCUCGGCACGAAAAAAAGAAAAGUGGAUGGGAUGGCUCAUCAGCCAACAGCAUCAUCGGGUCGGCGAUCCACUUGCUGCGAUGGCUGCAUGCCACGUCGAACAGGAGACUCCGUCCCCAGCCACCGGGACCACCCGAUUGACCUGCCCAUCAAUACUGCUGCUACUUUGGGAGCUAACAAAGUCUCCCCUGACAAAUUCCGAGAGUCCAGAGGUGUGAGUCAGCGAUAUUCAGAAUUUCCGUCUCUCUCCCGAGAUGAAAGGGGGAAGGAAGACGAUGAAAGGAAAGGAUGGGAAGUAUAG